Arvicanthis niloticus (Nile rat) is the source of this 1614-nucleotide messenger RNA. The record is from RefSeq and is a predicted model, not a curated record. Lineage: Eukaryota; Metazoa; Chordata; Mammalia; Rodentia; Muridae.
AUGGCCUUUCAGGAACUCCUGGAUCAAGUUGGGAACCUAGGGAGAUUCCAGAUCCUUCAGAUAGUUUUUCUUUUCCUCCUCAUUGCCAUUGUGACAACUCGUGCUGCAAUAGAGAACUUUACUGCAGCUGUUCCUAGUCAUAGAUGCUGGGUACACAUCCUUGACAAUAAUACUAUCUCUGAAAAUAACAGUAGUAGGAUCCUGAGCCAAGAUGACCUCCUGAAAAUCUCCAUCCCCUUGGACUCCAACCUGAGACUGGAUAAGUGUCACCGUUUUGCUCAACCACAGUGGCAUCUUCUUCAUUUGAAUGGCACUUUCUCCAAUGUGACAGAGGCAGAGACUGAACCCUGUGUGGAUGGCUGGGUGUAUAACAGGAGCAACUUCCUAUCCACCAUUGUGACUGAGUGGGACCUGGUGUGUGGAUCUCAGGCCCUUUAUUCUGUUGCUAAAUUUUUAUUCAUGAUUGGCAUAUUUAUAGGAAGUAUCAUAUAUGGCCAUCUGUCAGACAGGUUUGGGAGGAAGUUCAUUUUAACAUGUGCUUUAUUACAAUUGGCCAUCACUGAAACCUGUGUAGCUUUUGCUCCCACCUUCCUCAUCUACUGCUCACUUCGAUUCCUGGCAGGAAUGUCUGUGGAACCCAUACUAACAAAUAGUAACUUGCUGAUGUUAGAAUGGACAAGCCCUAAAUUCCUAGCCAUGAUGGCAAUGCUUUUAUCUUGUGCUGGUAGUUUUGGAAACAUGAUAUUGGCAGGAGUUGCUUUUUUAUUUCGAAACUGGCACCACCUCCAGCUGGCAAUGUCUGUACCAAUGUUCUUCUUCCUUAUACUCACAAGGUGGCUGUCAGAGUCAGCUCGGUGGCUGAUUGUGACCAACAAACCCCAGAAAGGCUUAAAGGAACUUAGAAAAGUUGCACACAUAAAUGGAAUGAAGAAUUCUGGAAACACCUUAACCAUGGAGGUUGUGAGAACAAGUAUGAAGAAGGAACUUGAGGCAGCAAAGACAAAACCUUCUCCAAGAGACUUGUUCCACACACCCAUCCUACGUAAGCGGAUAUGUCUCCUGUCCAUUGUGAAAUUUCUAUCACUGUUAGCAGGUUCUGGCCUGGGACUUCACCUCCAACACCUGGGUCCUAAUAUUAUCCUGUUGCAGUUUCUCUUUGGUGCAGUGGCCAUACCAGCCAGUUUUGUUGGUCAUUUUGUACUUAAUCACGUGGGUCGUAGAGUAGGCCAACAGGUUAUUCUGUCCUUGAGGGGAAUUUGUAUUCUGACUGCCAUAUUUGUGCCUGAAGAAAUACAGACUGUGCGUAUUAGUAUGGCAACAGUGGGAGGAGCAGUUUCUUAUCUAUGUUAUGCCCUUUAUCAACUACAUGCAAAUGAGCUACUUCCAACAUCAUUAAGGUCAACAGCUAUAGCAGCCAUUGGACUGACUAGUAAUAUGGGAUUAUUCCUGGCUCCCCUAUUUAUGAUGCUUGAGAUAUACUCUGCUUCCUUGCCCUGGAUCAUCUAUGGAAGCUGCUCCAUCCUCUCUGCUUUUAUUGUGUUUCUCCUUCCUGAAACCAAGGAUCAACCUCUUCCUGAGUCCAUCUAUGAUAUAAAAAAUGAUUGGAGAGACUAA